Messenger RNA from Dreissena polymorpha, 909 nucleotides. RefSeq names its product paired box protein Pax-6-like. Gene Ontology annotation, biological process: regulation of transcription by RNA polymerase II. Bases 1 to 909 code for a protein of 302 amino acids. The transcript is spliced from 3 exons. The record is from RefSeq and is a predicted model, not a curated record. Gene Ontology annotation, cellular component: nucleus. Gene Ontology annotation, molecular function: DNA-binding transcription factor activity, RNA polymerase II-specific; sequence-specific double-stranded DNA binding. Lineage: Eukaryota; Metazoa; Mollusca; Bivalvia; Myida; Dreissenidae.
AUGAGCGGGUACCAGCCGCAAGUGAAAGGCGAUAGUAGCGCCGGUGCAUCUUCUUCACGUGCUGCUCGAUACGCUCCGUACAGCACAUCUCACUUCCUGUCGUUCAGACACAAGACUCUCCAAGAAAACGAGCCGGAUAUUGACGAUCUAGACGACAGUCAGGAUAAUUUACGAUCCAGCGAUGUCCCGAACACGACCGACUCCUCGAAUUCCACUCACGACUCCACCUCCCCAAAGUCGUCUGCCUCCUCGUCAUCUCCGGCCAGCAGUGCGCGCACCUCCCCGGAGUCAGUCGCCGAGCCGAUCGCCAGCCCGGAGACCAGCUCCGAGCUGACGAUAAAGAAAAAGGCGCGAACCAACUACACGAAUAAACAGAUUCAGACGUUGAUAAAACUCUUCCACGAGAAUCCCUACCCCGAGUCGGAGAUGAUGGAAAACAUUGCCAAGGACUUCGGGGUGCCCGAGAACAAAAUCAAGAUCUGGUUCCAGAACAAGCGCGCACGGUGGCGUAGGCGAGUCAACGACAACAUGAACCACUGCCCUGGGCAGCCGUUCAUGCCCGUGUCUCCAAUGUUGUCGCCGGUCCCCUCAUACGGACCCAUGUACGGCAACAUAAUGUCGUCAUCGCCGCAACAUCCAGCUUAUUCCAACUACCCAUGGAUGCAGCCAGGCGCGCCAAGUCCGAGCAAUAGCAACAAUAACCAGCAACUUCCGGGGCACUCCCGUCUGCCGCACUCGAACAUGACAGCGACCCCUGUGACGUCAUUGUAUUUUCCACCCAUUUCCAUGCCGACCAGUAUUUCGCCUAUGUCGUCUGCAGCGGAAUAUCCGCUCAGAACGUCACCACAACAAAUGAUGACGUCACAACAGAGACAAUAUCAGAACCCACAUUUCCUGAACGGAUCAUAG